This is a messenger RNA of Melopsittacus undulatus (budgerigar), 4419 nucleotides long. It is a transcript of the gene ANKRD52, whose product is annotated as ankyrin repeat domain 52. Gene Ontology annotation, molecular function: protein binding. The record is from RefSeq and is a predicted model, not a curated record. NCBI's taxonomy places the organism in Eukaryota, Metazoa, Chordata, Aves, Psittaciformes, Psittaculidae. The transcript is spliced from 28 exons. Bases 69 to 3290 code for a protein of 1073 amino acids.
GGAGCCGCCCGAGCGGAGCCGCCGCGGCCGGAGCCCGAUGCCGGGAGCUGCGCGUUGAGGGCCCCAGGAUGGGGAUCCUGAGCAUCACGGAGCAGCCUCCUCUGGUCCAAGCCAUCUUCAACCGGGAUGUAGAGGAGGUUCGGUCCCUGCUGAGCCAGCAGGAGAACAUCAAUGUCCUGGACCAGGAGCGCCGGACACCGCUGCAUGCAGCUGCCUACCUGGGAGAUGUGGCCAUCCUGGAGCUCCUCAUCCUGUCAGGUGCUAACGUCAAUGCCAAGGACACGGUUUGGCUCACACCUCUGCACCGCGCGGCCGCCUCUCGCCACGAGAAAGCCCUGCACCUCCUCCUGAAGCACUCUGCGGACGUCAAUGCCCGCGACAAGCACUGGCAGACCCCACUGCACGUGGCUGCUGCCAACAGGGCCACCAAGUGCGUGGAGGCCAUGGUCCCAUUGCUGAGCACCGUCAACGUGGCCGACCGCACCGGGCGCACCGCGCUGCACCACGCCGUGCACAGCGGCCACCUCGAGAUGGUGAACCUGCUGCUGAACAAAGGGGCCACCCUGAGCACUUGUGACAAGAAGGAUCGACAGCCCAUCCACUGGGCGGCUUUCCUGGGGCACCUGGAGGUGCUGAAGCUGCUGGUGGCUCGUGGGGCAGAUGUGAUGUGCAAGGACAAGAAGGGCUAUACCCUGCUGCACACGGCGGCUGCCAGUGGGCAGGUGGAGGUGGUGCGGCACCUCCUGCGCCUGGGGGUCGAGAUCGAUGAGCCCAACAGCUUCGGGAACACUGCUCUGCACAUUGCCUGUUACAUGGGCCAGGAUGCUGUGGCCAACGAGCUGGUCAACUACGGUGCCAACGUCAACCAGCCCAACGACAAGGGCUUCACCCCCCUGCACUUCGCAGCCGUCUCCACCAACGGGGCCCUGUGCCUCGAGCUCCUGGUGAACAACGGUGCCGAUGUCAACUUCCAGAGUAAGGAAGGGAAGAGCCCCUUGCACAUGGCUGCCAUCCACGGCCGCUUCACACGCUCGCAGAUCCUCAUCCAGAACGGCAGUGAGAUUGACUGUGCUGACAAAUACGGCAAUACCCCCCUCCACGUUGCUGCUAGAUACGGCCACGAGCUGCUAAUAAGUACUUUGAUGACGAAUGGUGCUGACACUGCAAGGCGUGGGAUCCACGACAUGUUCCCCCUGCACUUAGCUGUUCUCUUUGGGUUCUCCGACUGUUGUCGCAAGCUGCUUUCCUCAGGUCAGUUGUACAGCAUCGUGUCCUCGCUGAGCAACGAGCACGUGCUGUCUGCAGGCUUCGAUAUCAACACGCCUGACAACCUCGGCAGGACUUGCCUCCACGCUGCUGCUUCGGGGGGGAACGUUGAAUGUCUUAACCUGCUGCUGAGCAGCGGUGCUGACUUGAGGAGGAGGGAUAAGUUUGGGAGGACCCCUCUGCACUACGCGGCCGCCAACGGCAGCUACCAGUGUACGGUGACCCUGGUGACGGCAGGAGCCAGUGUCAACGAGGCCGACUGCAAGGGCUGCACCCCCUUACACUAUGCUGCUGCUUCGGACACGUACAGGAGAGCAGAGACACAUUCAGGAGCCAGCCAUGACCCUGAGGAGGAGCCACUGAAGGAGUCCAGGAUGAAGGAAGCGUUCUUCUGUUUGGAAUUCCUGCUGGAUAAUGGUGCUGACCCAUCCCUGCGGGAUAAACAGGGAUACACAGCUGUCCACUACGCGGCAGCCUAUGGCAACAGGCAGAACCUGGAGCUGCUCCUGGAGAUGUCCUUCAACUGCCUGGAGGACGUGGAAAGCACCGUUCCCGUCAGCCCUUUGCACUUAGCUGCCUACAAUGGUCACUGUGAAGCCCUGAAGACCCUCGCUGAGACCCUGGUGAACCUGGACGUGCGGGACCACAAGGGCCGGACUGCUCUGUACCUGGCCACCGAGCGCGGCUCCACCGACUGCGUGGAGGUGCUCACCAGCCACGGAGCCUCGGCCCUGGUCAAGGAGAGGAAGAGGAAGUGGACUCCUCUCCAUGCUGCAGCUGCCAAUGGGAACACGGAUUCCCUGCACCUCCUGAUAGACAGUGGGGAGCGGGCAGACAUCACCGACGUCAUGGACAUCCACGGCCAAACCCCACUCAUGUUGGCCAUCAUGAACGGCCACGUCGACUGCGUCCAUCUCCUGCUGGAGAAGGGUUCCACAGCCGAUGCUGCAGACAAGAGGGGAAGGACAGCUCUGCACCGGGGGGCUGUGACAGGCUGUGAGGACUGCCUGGCUGCGCUGCUGGACCACGAUGCCUUCGUCCUGUGCCGGGACUCCAAGGGCCGGACCCCCAUCCACUUUGCAUCAGCCUGUGGGCACCUGGAGGUGCUGCGCACGCUGCUGCAGGCAGCGCUGUCCACCGACCCCCUGGAUGCUGGGGUGGAUUACAGCGGCUUCUCCCCCAUGCACUGGGCUUCCUACAGCGGGCAUGAGGAUUGUCUGGAAUUGUUACUUGAACACAACCCAUUCGCGUACCUUGAAGGAAACCCCUUUACUCCAUUGCACUGUGCAGUCAUUAACAACCAGGAUGGCACUGCUGAGAUGCUGCUGGAAGCAUUGGGUGCCAAGAUUGUUAAUAGCAGAGAUGCCAAAGGAAGGACUCCCCUUCACGCUGCUGCCUUUGCAGACAACACCCAUGGUUUACAGCUGCUCCUGCGCCACCAGGCUGAGGUUGACCUGACCGACAAGCUGGGGAGGACCCCGCUCAUGCUGGCUUCUGAGAACGGGCACUCUGCAGCCGUGGAGUUCCUGCUGUACCAGGCGAAAGCCAAUAUAACUGUGCUGGAUGUCAACAAGAACACAGCUCUUCACCUGGCCUGCAGCAAGGGCCAUGAAAAGUGUGCCUUGUUGAUCCUGGGGGAAACCCAAGACCUUGGCCUUAUCAAUGCAAGUAACAGUGCUCUGCAGAUGCCGCUCCACAUCGCAGCACGCAAUGGCUUGGCCGCCGUGGUGCAGGCGCUGCUCAGCAGAGGGGCCACUGUGCUGGCUGUGGAUGAAGAAGGUCAUACCCCAGCCUUGGCGUGCGCUCCCAACAAGGACGUCGCCGACUGCCUGGCACUUAUCCUGUCCACCAUGAAGCCUUUCCCCCCUAAGGACACCAUCGGCUCCUUCAGCUUCAACCUCCUCAAGAACUGCGGCAUCGCAGCCAAGACGGCCGCGUGUGGGGCCCUGCCCAACGGCAGCUCCUGCCCCUACGGCAAGGACCGGCCCAGCGCCAUCGGCUUGGACGGCUGCUACUCGGAGUAGCUGCAGCGCUGGGUGACCCCGUCUCUUAUCUAUUUAUUAGGAGUUCUAUACGUAUAGGGCACUUUAAAGGAGAACAAGACUGGGCCGAGCCAAGAGUUCAGAGCUGCCUCUUCCCCUUGGAGCCACCUGCACCAUCCCCAGCCCCAUCCUGCUCCCGCUGCGCUCCGCAUGGGAGAUGGAUGCAGAUGGGUUUGGUCCCCAUCUCCAAACCCCUUUGGGUUCUGAUGGUUUCUGUCCCAUCCCCAUCCCCUCCCCCCCCCUUUGGAAGUUUUGUUCCCUUCCUCGCUCCAUCCAUCGGGAUGGGGAAGCCUGAACUCUUGGUGGGAUGAUGGGGAGGGAAUGGGGGGGUGGGAGCUGCUGCUCCCGUUGCAAUCGCUUCCCAAGCUCAUCCUCCCGUUCCAAGACACACUUGAAUCCAGAUCUACUGUACUGGGACGCUGAGCUCCCCUCUAGGCAGCUCUCAUGGGGAAGCAACGCGGGUGCUGCUGCCCGAGCCCGUGCCCAGGCUAUGGAUGCGCUGCUGGAGCCUCCCUCCCCUUUACCAGGCACUUUAGGGAUGCUGUUGGUUGGGUUUUGUUUCCUCUGGCCGAGGCUCAGACCCAAGGAACUGAGGCUUGGCCAAGGUUCCAUUCCCUGUUCCCCUGUUGCUUUUGUAGUUAGAGAGAGAGAACAGAAGUUGUUAUUUAUAGCAAAAGGAGCAUUUUCCUUGGGGGAAAAACCCCAACAAAACCCAUAAGGAAAUCCCCUCUCUGAAAGCCUGACCCUGUCCAGAAGGACAAAUGCACUUGAGAGCCUUGCUCCCACCCGCAGGAAAGCUGGGUGUAUUUUUGUACUGCAGCAUCGUGGUGUGGUUGUGGUGUUCUUUGGUUGGGGGGUUUGGUCCUUUAGGAAUCCUGUUCCCACUGCAGCUUCGAGGCUCUGGCGCCUGUUGCGCUGGGCGAUGCUAUUCCCUUUGGAUUCGGCUCUUAUCCCUGUUCCCCUCGGGAUGCCUGCGACCGUCCCCACGUGCACAGAGCAACCCUCUCGCAAUGAGGCUCUCCAAAGCCAAAGACUGGGAUGCUGGGAAUGCCGCAGGGAUGCAGGAAGGGGCUCAGCCCGACCCGCAGCCGUGGGCAGGGAGCUGAGCAUC